UGAUGCAGAGCACAUGAGAGGUGCCCACGUGUACAAAAAGGGUGCAUGCAAAACGUUUCAACAUGUCUGCAUGAGCGCCUUAUUUGACAUUUGACAAUGGCGCUGUUGUUAGCACAGCAAAACACUGAACAGGUGUGGGCGGCCACACCUCAUUGGUCACAGUGGCUUCCUGUCAUUUGGAACGCAGUAAAAGUGCGCCACCUGCUGACCACGAAGUGAGCAGGUUUCCUUACACAUACUACAGUAUUAUAGAAUAAUGUAGAAACCACGGUGGUUUACAGUCAUUUGUGAUACAAAAUUAAAUAGCAACUUUGUUACAAAGUGCCACAAUUACGUCGUGAUUGUCGCGCCUGCGCCUCUAACCGCAUUUGCGGAUAUGCCUGAAUCAAACAUAAAUAGCACAUUUAAAGCCAACAAAUCCAAGCUUUCAUAUUUUCUGUGCUUUGGCUGUUUCAUAGUUACUGAUGGCGCCGACAGAAAGCAUCAACGUUUCUUUAUCGUGAAGGACUGGGCCGUCGUCUCAUACGUGACUUUUUCUUCACUGCUUCGAUACGUAGACCGGGCAUUGGAAUAUCCCUCUCCAUGUAUACCUUUGUUUUCAGAAAAUGACCACAUGGCUAUUGAAUGGAAUGGUGGGAUUGUAUAUAUAGGAAAUACUGCAACGUAUCGGGAAGCAGAGUGGCGCAGCGGAAGCGUGCUGGGCCCAUAACCCAGAGGUCGAUGGAUCGAAACCAUCCUCUGCUAAGCUUUUCUAUGCGCUUGUCCCAUGCGCGUGAGACUGAGGAGAUGAACUGUUCCUGGGCAGCCACCAGGAGGCGGUGUUGCCUUCAUGUACUUGGGACACGUGGAUGCCAGGUUAAAGGAUCUCCUUGCUGGCUUCCUGGGAACAUUGUAGACUAGCUGCCUACUCUUUGUCACCACCAACGCCAUGGACAACUACUCGUACAACUUCCCCUCUGACUGCACCCCGCUCACCAACUGCAAGUCCGCCCGCAAACCGGCCGCUUCCACCGUGGUCAACAUGGGCCACGUGGGCAAGAACCCUCCUCGGGACUAUCUGGUCUGGUCCCUGUGCAACACCUUGUACGUCAACUUCUGCUGCCUAGGAUUCAUGGCGCUCCUCUACUCCAUCAAGGCUCGGGACCAGAAGACUCAGGGAAACCUGCAGCUGGCCCAGGAGUGCUCGGACAAAGCCAAGUGGUACAACAUCCUGGCGGCCGGAUGGAACCUGCUGAUUCCUCUGCUGGCCGUGGUGCUGCUGGUGCUCCUGCUGGUCCACCUGGGCUCCUCGCAGGGCUCCUUUGACUUCCUGGGAGAUGAUGGAUUCCAGAACUUCAUCAAACUGUUCAGUUGGUAGACGGAGCGAGCAGAAAGAUUUCAUCUGACCCAAAGAUGACAUUUUGCUUGUAUUUAUUUUAUUUAUGCAACCAUCCAUGUUGGUUCCUACCUGAGUUAGUCUUUAUGCUCUCUAGCAACACUCACCCAUGCUUACGUUUAUCGUUUUAUCCACCUUUUCAUGUGGGUUCCUACACCCCCAAACAUUCUUGUAACAAGCAAAUCCAUCACUUGGUCUUCCUGCUCCAGACAGACAAGCCUGCCCAGAAAGGCUUUGCUACACAUCUUAAAACGCAGCUCAGUCAGCUGCAGAUGUUGGAGCUGUAAGUUUGUUCAUGUUGUGAAAAUGCUAAGCUAGCAUGUUGUCAUGUUAGCACUUGAACUUACUGUUGCUCCUUCAUGCUACUACCUUGUAUGUGAUGGACAGUAUUUCUUGUGUAUUUGGAAUGUAUAUUUGACACACACACACGCUAUGAGAUGAUAUAUGAUUUU
Molecule: messenger RNA, 1827 nt
Organism: Doryrhamphus excisus (bluestripe pipefish)
Lineage: Eukaryota; Metazoa; Chordata; Actinopteri; Syngnathiformes; Syngnathidae
Source: RefSeq, a predicted model, not a curated record